AUGAAGUAUGAAAGAUUUACUGAGUAUGUUUUCAGUUUUAUCAGAAGAUUUCUAUUUUAUUCUGCUUUCGUAUUUAUUUUCCCCUUGCUUUUUUUCGAUGUUAUCGAAUUACAACAUCAUUAAUACUUAGAGGAUGAUAAUUAUUCAAAACUUAUAAAGCAAAUCGAUCAAUUACCCAACUAUUAAAGAGAAUCAAUCUCAGCAUAUCUAAAUAAUGAAUUCUCACUACAAUAUAAAAUUAUAUUCUUGAUUCCAUUAUUAUUCGUUGCCAAAGAGCUUUAAGAAAUAUACUAUAAAGAUCUUGAAGAAUCAUAAAUAGCUUAAAUUGGUCUUAGCAGUAAUGCACCCCCUCCUCCUUUGGUUUUGUAACCUAAACUUAUUUCUGAAUAUGUUCCUUAAAAAAAUGAAGAAAUUUUGCAGAUUGAAAGUUUUUACAGAAAUCAAAACUAAUUUGAAUAAAUUAAAUUGAACGAUGAGGUUAAGAAUAGUAAUAGUAAAUCCAACUAAACAGAUUUAAUAAAUNGGUACUUACAGAAGUAAUCUCAUCUUUUCUAUUUGAUAAACAAAUGUCUUGAUAUUGUUUUGAUCUUCCGCAGUAAAAUCUUGGACUUUAAAAAUAUUGAUAAUUUUUACAUUCGUCUUAGCCUUAAAGCAUGUUAAUAUUAAAAUUAACUAUUAAAUUAAGCAGUUAUUUUUUGA
This is a messenger RNA of Paramecium octaurelia, 699 nucleotides long. NCBI's taxonomy places the organism in Eukaryota, Ciliophora, Oligohymenophorea, Peniculida, Parameciidae. The record is from the annotation of a GenBank genome assembly.